AUCAUCAAUCUGUCAAGAAACCUAACCCUACACCAAAUUUAAGGUCCAUUGUCGUCCUCAUCAACCCAGCGUCGUCCAAACCCAUCCUCAUCACCAUCUUCGUCGUCAUCUUCAACCUCCAUCCGUCUCUGCAUCUUCCUCCUCGAUCCCUUUGCCUCGCCUUCAAGCAUCGUCGGUCACCCGGAAAAGCCAUAAAUUUUAGUGAGAGAGUGGAGGCUGCACCUAGGUGGAGCAAGAAAGGCGCGAGCUUUUUGGUGGUGGUGGUGGCGGUGGCGGCGGCCAUGUCGAGUCCUAUGCACGUUCGCAAGGCGAUCCACUUCGUGUCCAUGAAGGCCAAGCUGCAGAGCUUCGUCGGGCUGCGUCUCCUCGUCGUCGGCUGCCUCGCGGCGUUCUUGCUGCUGUUCGCGGUGAGGACGAUGACGUUCAGUGGCGGGGCCGGCGCGACGGCGGCGUCGGCGGCGAGGGCCGCGGCGGGCGGCGGUGGGGACUGCGGGAAGCUGCCGGCGGCGGUAGCGCAGGCGAUGGUGCACUACGCGACGGCGAACGUGACGCCGCAGCAGACGGCGGCGGAGAUCGGGGUGUCGCUGCGGGUGCUGCAGCGGCGGGCGCCGUGCAACUUCCUGGUGUUCGGCCUCGGCCUCGACAGCCCGAUGUGGGCGGCGCUCAACCACGGCGGCCGCACCGUGUUCCUCGAGGAGGACGCCUCCUGGAUCGCCAGCGUCAAGGCCGGCCACCCGGGCCUCGAGUCCUACCACGUCGCCUACGACACCCGCGUCACCGACGCCGACGACCUCAUCGCGCUCCGCGACCACCCGGCCUGCACCGCCCAACCCGACCUCGCCGCCGCCACCGAGGCCUCCUGCCGCCUCGCCCUCCGCGGCCUCCCCCCGGUGUUCCACGAGCUGGAGUGGGACCUCAUCAUGGUGGACGCGCCGACGGGGUGGACGCCGGAGUCGCCGGGCAGGAUGGGCGCCAUCUACACCGCCGGCAUGGCGGCGCGCGCCAGGUCGCCCGGCACCGGCGCCACCGACGUGUUCGUCCACGACGUCGACCGGCCGGUGGAGGACAGCUUCUCCAAGGCGUUCCUCUGCGAGGGCUACCUCGCCGAGCAGGUCGGCCGGAUCAGGCGCUUCGUCAUCCCCAGCCACCGUGAGAAGGACGGCACGCCAUUCUGUCCCUGAUGAGAGAGCUCCGCUCGCCGUCGCCGGCCGGCCGCGCCGCCACAUGUGCACCAUGACACCAUUGCCAUCGUCUUCUUCCCAUGUCUUUGUGAACCAAAGGAUAGUUCAAGAUAGCUACGAUGAGUCAUGGAUGCACGGAUCAUGCCCCAAUGGAGGCGGUGGCGAGACCAUCCGAGCCGUCCGAUCGAGAACCGACGGUUCAGAUCGGCCCUGGAGAUAUUGUUGGUGUUAUUAUAUAUAUAGUUUUCUUUUUAAAAAAUGCAUUUUUUUUUGGGUUUUAUCAGAUGGUGGUUGAGGUGGAUGCAGGCAAAUUAUAGUUCUUGGCUAUUUUCCAUGGAUUAUCAUUGUGUUUUUUUAAUUCAUAAUUGAGAUACCAUCUUGGAUGGGUGGGUCAUCUUGGAAACUGGCAUAAUUUGUGGGGGAAAAUACAGGUGGUUUUGGAUGAGUAAUUAACAAUCAAUGUGGCUGCAGUGAGGGUGUGAAAGUA
Oryza brachyantha (malo sina) is the source of this 1668-nucleotide messenger RNA. RefSeq names its product glucuronoxylan 4-O-methyltransferase 1-like. The record is from RefSeq and is a predicted model, not a curated record. NCBI's taxonomy places the organism in Eukaryota, Viridiplantae, Streptophyta, Magnoliopsida, Poales, Poaceae. Gene Ontology annotation, biological process: xylan biosynthetic process. The transcript has a single exon. Bases 282 to 1181 code for a protein of 299 amino acids.